Miniopterus natalensis is the source of this 5538-nucleotide messenger RNA. The record is from RefSeq and is a predicted model, not a curated record. Lineage: Eukaryota; Metazoa; Chordata; Mammalia; Chiroptera; Miniopteridae.
AUGCCCUGCGCUGAGGGCUGUGCCUGCUGUCCUCACGGGGCUACUGGAGAGCCACAGAGAGGCUGGAACCAGGACAACUUCCUGGAGAUGCGGGCCCUGCAGGGAGGGCAAGGAGGGCUCAUCCAGGCAGCCCCAAGCCCCAUCACAAGGACGAGGGACAGCCGGGACUGCAUCAUGACGUCCGCGUCAUGCCUGAGUACCAGCCUGGUGGCCAUUCCCGCUACCGCUGAGAGCAGUGCUGCCGUGAGCGUCUGCACCAGCAGCAGCACCAACCCAACCAGCUCCCUGGACAUUCGGAUGUGCUCCUCAAAGAAACAGGACAAAGUGAAGAAGAGGGUUGUCUGGGGCAUCGAGGUGGCUGAGGAGCUGCUGUGGAAAGGCUGGGAGCUAGGGAAGGAGAUCACCAAGAACCUGGUUCUGAAAAAUCUAUCCUUGAAAACCCAGAAGAUGAAGUACAGGCCCCCCAAGACCAAGUUCUUCUUCACGGUCAUUCCUCAGCCCAUCCUCCUGAGCCCGGGCAUAACCCUUACGCUUCCCAUCAUCUUCAGGCCUCUGGAGGAGAAGGAGUACACGGACCAGCUGUGGUUUGAGAAAGCAGAGGGGACGUUCUGUGUGAACCUGAGGGCCACCCUGCCUUGCCACAAUCUGAUCUGCCCACCAUCCCUGCAGUUGCCCAUGUGUGCCGUGGGGGACACGGUUGAGGCCUGGUUCUGCCUGGACAAUGUAGGGGACCUGCCCACCUUCUUCACCUGGGAGUUCUCAAGCCCAUUCCAGAUGCUGCCCACCGUGGGGCUGCUGGAGCCAGGUCAGGCUUGCCGGGUCAAGGUGACCUUCCAGCCUCUUAUGGCUGUCAUCCAUGAAGUUCAUGCCACGUGCUGGUACGGGGAGGGCAGCAAGCAGAAGAGCAGCAUCCAGCUGCAGGCCACAGCCAAAUGUGCCCAGCUGCUGGUGAACAUAAAGCAGAAGCAACCAGAGGACCAGGAUGUCGAGGGCUUCCAGAAAGUGCUGCACUUUGGCUCUGUAGCUGUGGGCUGCACUGCCGAGAGGCAAAUCAGGCUGUAUAAUCCCUUGGUGGUGAGUGCCCCCUUCAGGAUUGAAGUGUCCCUAGAUAUGCUGCCCAAAGACCAGGCCUUCUCAUGCCCCACGGCCUAUGGCGUCGUGCCCCCAGGAGAGAAGAAAGAUGUGUCGGUAUUUUUCCACCCCAAGACCUUGGACGUCAGAACUAUGGACUACUUGUCUGUUUUGCCCUCUGGCUGUGUGUCUCCAACCCUGCUCAAAGUCGUUGGUUUCUGUAGAGGUCCCGAUGUGUCCCUGCAGCACUACUGCAUCAAUUUCAGCUGGAUCAACCUUGGAGAGCACUCAGAGCAGCUCCUGUGGAUUGAGAACAAAUCAGACUGCACGGCCCACUUCCAGUUUGCCAUUGACUGCCAGGAGAGCGUCUUCAGCAUCAGGCCGACCUUUGGAACCCUGGCGGGCAAGGGCCGCAUGACCCUGCUCUGUGCCUUCCAGCCCACUCACCCCAUCAUCUACUUUCGGCGGGUGGCCUGUCUCAUCCACCACCAGGACCCAUUGUUCCUGGACCUGAUCGGGACCUGCCACUCGGAUACCACCAAGCCAGCCAUCCUGAGGCCUCAGCACCUUACCUGGUACCGCACACACCUGGCGCGGGGCCUGACGCUCUACCCCCCUGACAUCCUGGGCCUUAUGCUGAGCGAGGAGAAGCUGGAGCGGGAUAAGAACGGGGCCCUCAUGAUUCCCACGGAGGACCUGGACGACGCGCCAGCCCCGCAGUACCCCUUCGUCCCCCCCAUGGCUGAGUACUUCUUUGAUGGCACCAGGGACUUGGCCAUCUUCCCCCCGCCCAUCAGCAUGGAGCCUCUCGAGGUGGAUUUUGGUGCCUGCCCCAGAACUGAGGAUCCCAACCCUGUCCCACUGUGCCUGGUGAACCACACCAAGGGCAAGAUCACUGUGGUCUGGACACACAGGUCUAACUGCCCCUUCUGGGUGACCCCAGAAACCUGCGAUGUGCCCCCGCUCAAGUCCACGGCCCUGCGCCUACACUUCCACCCGCCUCACCCAAACGGGCUCUACGCCGUGGAGCUGGAAGCCUUCGCUGUCUAUAAGGUCCUGCAGAGCUUCAGUAACAUUGAGGAGGACUGCACCGUGUGCCCCUCCUGGUGUCUGACGCUCCGUGUGAGAGGCCAUAGCUACAGUGCUGCCCUGGAGCACCACACCCCCCAGUAUUCCCUGGAUGCCCCCAAGCUAUUUCCUGCAGUGUCUCCCAGCGAACCCUCCUACCGAAGCCUGCUCCUGACCAACCGAGGUUCCAUGCUGCUGACCUUCAACCUGGCCCCCAAAAGCAGCUCAGACAUCUCCCUGCUGCCCAGCUCGGGCCUCGUGGCCCCUGGAGCCCACCAGAUCUUCCUCAUCUGCACCUACCCCAAGGGCAACUCCUGGAAGCAGCACAUUUUUUACUUGCAGUUCAAUUUCUGCCCCCAGUAUCUCAAGGAGGUGACCAUGCAGAGCCGGGAGGAGCCGCUGCAGCUGAAGAUGGACACCUCCAAAAGCAUCUACUUCAAGCCCACCCAGGUGGGCUCCUCCUCCACCAGCCUCUUCACCUUCCGCAACCCCUCGCGUCUACCCCUGGAGUUUGAAUGGAGGGUCUCCCAGCAGUACAGGAUGAUGCUGGCUGUCCAGCCGGCCAGAGGGCUUAUCCAACCCAACGAGAGCCUUACACUGACGUGGAUCUUCAGCCCUCUGGAGGAGACCAAGUACCUGUUCCGAGUAGGGGUGUGGGUCUGGGAAGCCAACCUGCCCCUAAACACCAAGCCCUUCACCACCACCCCCUACAUGAUCCGGCUGGUGGGCAUGGGCAUCACCAGCACCCUCUCUGCAAAGGAGAAGGAGCUGGACUUUGGGAAUGUGGUGGUGAACAGCCAACAGUCCAGGUUGCUGGUGCUCCUGAACGAAGGCAACUGCACCCUUGACUAUCGCCUGUUCCUGGAGCAGUGCAGCCCUGAGGGUGUCAACACCAACCCCAUCGCCCUUCAGCUGGACCGCACAGAGGGGAGCAUGCCACCCCGGUCCCAGGACACCAUCUGCCUGACCGCCUGUCCCAACCACCCGUCCCAGUACUCCUGGACCAUCAGCUACUCUCUCCUCUCACACAGAGAUAACAAGGUUGGGGAGAAGCAGGAGCUGUGUCGCGUCUUCUUGGUGGCCGUGUUCCCCUUACUCUCCAUCCUGAACAUCUGCUCCAUGGGCAGCGCUGAGGGCAUCACCCGGAGACACCUGUGGCACCUCUUCUCCCUGGACUUGCUCAACAGUUACUUGGAGCGCGACCCCACCCCCCAGGAGCUCACCUACAAGGUGCCCACCCGGCACAGCAUAAGUCAGAUCCCCCCUGUCUUCACCCCUCUGAAGCUCGACUUCAAUUUUGGGGCAGCGCCAAUAGAGGCCCCACCUUCUGUGGUGCUCCUGGCCCUGAAGAACACCGGAGUGGUGCCCCUGGACUGCCACCUGUUCGUCGGCACUGAUCGCCUCCCAGUGCUCCUCAAGGUGUCCCAUGGCCGGGAGAUCCUGCUAAACUUCGUAGGUGUGACAGUGAAGCUGGAGCAGAAGUAUGUGCACUUCACCUCCACCAGCCACCAGUUCAUUCCUGUCCCAAUUGGCGACACACUGCCCCCGCGACAGAUAUAUGAGCUGUAUAACGGUGGCUCGGUGCCCGUGACAUAUGAGAUACAGACCAACAUCCUGUCGCAGGUUCAGGAAAAAAAUUUUGACCAUCCCAUCUUCUGCUGCCUCAACCCCCAAGGGGAGAUUGAGCCAGGCACCACUGCUCAGGUCUUGUGGAUCUUCUCACCUAUUGAGGCCAAGACCUAUGUGGUGGACGUGCCCAUACACAUCCUGGGAUGGAACUCGGCCAUAAUCCGAUUCCAGGGAGUGGGCUAUGACCCCCAUGCCAUGGGGGAUACAGCCCCUUUCCACAAUAUCUCCUCAUGGGACAGCAGCUCCACACACUCAAGACUGAUGGUUCCUAGACAGGAUGUCUUCCUGUCCCAGUCUCACAUCUCCCUGGGAAACAUUCCUGUGCAAAGCAAGUGUAGCCGCCUGCUGUUCCUCAACAACACCUCCAAGAAUGAGACAAUUACCUUUGCCUGGCAGCUGAAGCCUUUAGACUUUGGGGAGGUGUCUGUGAGCCCCAUGAUAGGGAUGGUGGCUCCGGAAGAGACGAUCCCCUUCGUGGUGACUCUGAAGGCCUCAGUGCAUGCUGGUUUCUACAGCAUGGACCUGGUAUGCAAGGUGUACCAGCAGAAACUCCUGAAGGAGUUCCAUAAAGAACUGCUUGAGUGGAAAGAUGAGAAAGCACGGCAGGAAGCGGAGUUCACUAUCACAGACAGGAAAGUGAAGAGAAGGGUGUAUUGUACAGCCUGUGAACCUGUGAGAAGGUACAAGACGCUGCCCCCCAUCAAGAAACAGCAGUCUCUCAACCGGCCGACCAGCUGGAAUCUUAAGAUCCCAAAGGAAGAAACAUUCUGGCCCUGUCCCCAGCCGUCCUCACCAGGAAUGCUCUUCUUGGGUCUCACUGCCCGCGCCCAUGCCAUUGACUACUUCCUGGCCAACUUCUUCUCUGACUUUCCCCGACACUUCUUGCACCGGGAGCUGCCACAGAAGAAGUGUGCCAGGGAGGAGUCGAAGGCUUCUGAGAAAGAAUGCCCUGACACAUGGGCCCCUGUCUCCAAGCAGAAGAAGCAACUUUUGGUUGACUGUCUCACCACCAUCAUCAGGGGCCUGCUGGAAGACAAGACCUUCCAGGAGGCCAUAGACCAAAGCCUGGUGGAGCAGGUGCCUUACUUUUGCCAGUUCUGGAACGAGCAGUCAGCCAGGUUCAUGGCCCAGAACAGCAGCCUGCACGUAGACCCACAGCUGUUCCUGUCCUCUGACAGAUGGGAGGGUGGGGACGGCAAGGAGCAGGAGGAAGACAGACAGAGGCCGGACAAGCAGGAGGAGGAGGAGGAGGAGGAGCAGGAGGAGGAGGAGGAGGAGGAGGAGGAGGAGGAGGAGGAGGAGGAGGAGCUGGAGGAGGGGGUGGUGAACGAGGAGGAGCUGGAGGCGGAGGCCCAGAAGGAAGAGAAGUUGACCUGGACCAGGGUUGAGCCCACCCAGCAGCCCACGUCCCAGGACACACUGAGAUGGUGGUGGCAGCAGCAGCUCAAGGUCAUCACGAAGGAGGAGCAAGAGCAGGAUGAGAAGGAGGCAGUCAGUCGGCUCCCGGCUUUCGCCAACCUGCAGGAGGCGCUGCUGGAGAACAUGAUCCAGAACAUCCUGGUGGAGGCGAGCCGAGGGGAGGUGGUGCUCACCUCCCGGCCGCGCGUCAUCGCCCUGCCGCCGCUCGGCUUACCCAGGAUUUCGAUUGGAGACCUGCUGUCGGAGGCGCCCCCAGGGUCACAGCACACAGUGGUGUCCAGGCUGGUGGUACCGCCCCCUACUGACUCUUCCAGGACGCCAGCGCCCGGCCCCUUAGACUUGCUUCCCUAG